AUGGAGCGGGAAGAGGAGGCCACAGCAAAGUCGUCUGCCGUGUUCUCGAUGGCGGGGAGGCAGCGGGGAAGGAAACCGAGGCAGUGGGACGGACAGUGGCAGUCUCGCAGGCGGGCCGCAGCCGCGCUCAUCGUCGCCAUGGACGGCGGCGGCUACAGCCCGCGGUUCCAGCGCCAGGCCUCCUGCUCCUGCGCCCCCACCAUCUCGCGGUGGGGGUUCGUCCGCACGGGCUUUGACCUCGACGGCGAUGACGACUACUACGACGACGACGUCGCCUUCCACUCCUCGUCAUCCUCCUCCUCCUCCAAGGUCAGCGGUCCGGGGGCGCCCUACUACUCCGCGGGGGCCCCGCGGCCGUUCGCGCGGGCGAGGCUGAGGGCGCUGUGGCGCCGCAUCAUGCGGGAGAAGAAGCGGAUCCUGCUCUGCUCCACCGGCUGUGUGCCGGCGCACGCGCCGGCGCCGCACCCUACGACGCCUACAGCUAUGCGCAAAACUUCGACGACGGCGAGGCGUGGGUGGAGCCCAACAACCUCUCGCGAUCCUUCUCCGUACGCUUCGUCCUCCUCCUCCUCCCGUUGGCCUCGGCCGCCACCGCGGCGAAGGUGA
This is a messenger RNA of Miscanthus lutarioriparius, 606 nucleotides long. NCBI's taxonomy places the organism in Eukaryota, Viridiplantae, Streptophyta, Magnoliopsida, Poales, Poaceae. The record is from the annotation of a GenBank genome assembly.